AGGACGCUGUGUAUGGAGAGUGGCCCUGGCAGAUUAGCCUGAGAAGGAAUGGAUACCAUAUCUGUGGGGGAGUCAUGGUGGACAGCCAGUGGAUCGUGAGCGCGGCGCACUGCUUUGUACAGCCCAUCUCAACCUCAGAUUUCCUGGUGAAUCUGGGCGCUUACCAGCUUUCUGUACCCACUGGGAUCCUGUCCACGGUCAGUGCCAUCUACAUCCAUCCCAUAUAUACUCAUCCGGGCUCCAGUGGAGAUAUCGCCCUGGUCAAGCUGUCACAACCUGUGCCGUAUACGGACUAUGUGAUGCCAAUCUGUGUCCCCACCCAGGAUUUGCAGUUCCCGGCGGGCCUCAGCUGCUAUGUGACCGGCUGGGGAUCUAUACAGGAAGGAGUAAGCCUGCCCUCUCCACAGACCCUGCAGAUGGUCCAGCUUCCUAUCAUAGACCGGGCAGCCUGUGACGCCCUGUACCACACCAAUAACCCCACGCUGGGUGUCAAUACCACCGUUAUACAAUGGGACAUGAUCUGCGCAGGAUACCCAAAUGGAAGGCAGGACGCAUGCCAGGGCGACUCCGGGGGACCUCUGGCUUGUCAGUGGGACGGGUCUUGGCUCUUAGCUGGAGUGGUCAGCUGGGGAUUCGGCUGCGCGAUUCCAAACCGUCCCGGUGUGUACACCAGAGUCACGGCCUACUCAGACUGGAUCCAGCAAUACAUCCCACAGUUCCAGCAGACGCCUGCCAUCAUCGUCCCUCCAGACACCACCAAUGGCUCCGUGGGUCCAUCACCGUUCCUCAUCCUCCCCCUGAUCCUGCUGGCUCUUCUUACCAGCAAGUUGUAGCCUCCUGAGGACCAUGUUAUCGGCUGCAGAAGACCGGUGACGCCUCUCUGUGGGAGUCACACCCUUGUGCUAGACAAUAGCGUGUAUAUUAUUCCAUAGAACAGGUGUAUAAUACAACAAUCCUCCACACUCAGUGUUAUAUGCAGCCGCGUCCUGAUAAUAGACUUUGUGUUACUGCACUUUCAUUAAAUAA
This is a messenger RNA of Pseudophryne corroboree (corroboree frog), 1026 nucleotides long. RefSeq names its product prostasin-like. Gene Ontology annotation, molecular function: serine-type endopeptidase activity. The record is from RefSeq and is a predicted model, not a curated record. Gene Ontology annotation, biological process: proteolysis. Lineage: Eukaryota; Metazoa; Chordata; Amphibia; Anura; Myobatrachidae. Bases 75 to 833 code for a protein of 252 amino acids. The transcript has 4 exons.